GAGAAGGCCGCCCCUCGCGCCGGGGGCUCCAGUGGAGGGGAUGGAGGUGGCAGUCAUCAUAAAGUGUCCGUUUCUCCUGUUGUCCAUGUCAGAGGGCUUUGUGAAUCAGUUGUUGAGGCAGACCUUGUGGAGGCUCUUGAAAAAUUUGGAACAAUAUGUUAUGUCAUGAUGAUGCCAUUCAAACGGCAGGCUUUGGUAGAAUUUGAGGAUAUUGAAAGUUCCAAGAAAUGUGUGACAUUUGCAGCAGAUGAGCCAGUAUACAUAGCUGGGCAACAGGCAUUUUUCAAUUACUCUACAAGCAAAAGAAUUACUCGUCCAGGAAAUACAGAUGAUCCCUCUGGAGGGAAUAAAGUUCUGCUCUUGUCAAUCCAGAAUCCUCUAUAUCCAAUUACAGUGGAUGUCUUAUAUACAGUGUGCAAUCCUGUUGGAAAAGUGCAACGCAUUGUCAUAUUCAAGAGGAAUGGAAUACAAGCCAUGGUUGAAUUUGAAUCAGUUCUUUGUGCCCAGAAGGCAAAAGCAGCCCUGAAUGGAGCAGAUAUAUAUGCUGGGUGCUGUACAUUAAAAAUUGAAUAUGCAAGGCCAACUCGACUGAACGUCACUCAAAACGACAAUGAUAGCUGGGACUAUACUAAACCAUAUCUGGGGAGGCGAGACAGAGGGAAAGGCCGACAGAGGCAAGCUAUUUUGGGAGAGCAUCCCUCAUCAUUUCGGCAUGAUGGCUAUGGAACACAUGGACCUCUGUUGCCAUUGCCAAGCCGAUACCGAAUGGCAUCUCGAGACACUCCGGAGCUUGUUGCUUACCCGCUUCCACAAGCCUCCUCCUCUUACAUGCAUGGAGGGAACCCCUCAGGUUCUGUGGUGAUGGUUAGUGGAUUGCAUCCCCAAAAGAUGAACUGCUCAAGAGUUUUCAACUUAUUCUGCUUGUAUGGAAAUAUUGAAAAGGUGAAGUUUAUGAAGACUAUUCCAGGCACUGCAUUAGUGGAAAUGGGUGAUGAAUAUGCUGUUGAAAGAGCAGUCACACAUCUUAAUAAUGUCAAAUUAUUUGGGAAAAGGCUUAAUGUUUGUGUGUCCAAACAACAUUCAGUUGUUCCUAGUCAAAUAUUUGAACUGGAGGAUGGAACAAGCAGCUAUAAAGACUUUGUAAUGAGCAAAAACAAUCGCUUUACUAGUGCUGGUCAAGCAUCCAAGAAUAUCAUCCAGCCACCAUCUUGCGUAUUGCAUUAUUAUAAUGUACCAUUGUGUGUGACUGAGGAGACUUUUGUAAAGCUGUGUGAUGAUCAUGAAGUGCUGUCUUUUAUCAAAUACAAAGUAUUUGACCCAAAACCUUCAGCUAAAACACUUUCUGGUCUGUUGGAGUGGGAAUGCAAGACAGAUGCAGUGGAAGCUCUUACAGUACUCAAUCACUACCAGAUAAGAGUCCCCAAUGGCUCUAACCCAUAUACCUUGAAACUCUGUUUCUCUACUUCUUCCCAUUUGUAGAGCAGAAGGAUACCACAUUAAGAGUUCUUCUGUCUUUGUUCCCAAAAUUCAUACAUUAUUUCCAGGAUCUAAACUACUUGCUCAGUUUCCUUUUCUCAAUCUAACCUGUCUGUUUUGUUUUAUAAUAAAUGAAUGUGUUUCAAUGCCAUCUUUUUUUCUUUUGCCUCCAAAAAGUAGGUGUCUUGAGUCUGUUAUGUAGAACUUGUUUCCUUGUGUAACUGUUAUCUACAGGUGUGUGAAUUGCCUUGUGGGUAGCAUGUGCAAAUGAAAAUGUACACAGUUCCAGACCUUAAACCACAGCUUCCAUACAAUGGUGAAAUGCACACUUCCAUUUACAAUGGGAAUUUUCCACUUAGACUCCAGAGGCAAACAGGAUUAUUAUACUGGAAUAGUAUAAGGUAUAAAAUUCCUAGUUUCUACUCUUUAUUAAAUUGUAUUUGUUGCAACAAUUCUAAGAAAGAGGAGUAUUUAGAAAAUUUUGUCCAAUUACAACACUUACGAAAUGGUAUAUGACUUUAAAAUAAUUUUCACAGAAGAAAAGUUAAUGCUUUUUUCCAGAAUAGAUUAAAACUUAUUUUAAAUAAUGUCUUUACAGAUGAUUUUUUCACUUAUAUUAGCAUGUCUUUAUUGCUAAGUCUAGCCUGGAAGCUUCUGGUAAACGUAAUAAACCCUCAAGACUGUGUGACUCAA
This is a messenger RNA of Anolis sagrei ordinatus, 2169 nucleotides long. NCBI's taxonomy places the organism in Eukaryota, Metazoa, Chordata, Lepidosauria, Squamata, Anolidae. The record is from RefSeq and is a predicted model, not a curated record.